GGAACGAGUUGAAGUGGGUAGAGCGGGAGUUGGAAAGGCUGAUGGGGAUGGGUGCGAUAAAGUUGAGGAGCUUUUACAGAUAAGAGAGGGGGUGUUGAAAGUCGAUUUGGAAGGAUGUAGUUUGGUAAAGGCAGUGGACAAGGGAAAUUGGAAGUCUACAAAAAGAGUGAAGAUUUAUGGUUUGAUAGUGGACAUGGAGAAAGGGGUGGUCGAGGUGCCUGAAGAAAAGAUCGAGAGAGUACAAGAGGAAUUAAAGACAGUGGAGAGGUUGCAAAUG
Molecule: messenger RNA, 277 nt
Organism: Racocetra persica
Lineage: Eukaryota; Fungi; Glomeromycota; Glomeromycetes; Diversisporales; Gigasporaceae
Source: the annotation of a GenBank genome assembly